Electrophorus electricus (electric eel) is the source of this 1481-nucleotide messenger RNA. RefSeq lists its product as uncharacterized. Lineage: Eukaryota; Metazoa; Chordata; Actinopteri; Gymnotiformes; Gymnotidae. The record is from RefSeq and is a predicted model, not a curated record. Gene Ontology annotation, molecular function: DNA binding.
UGUUCGCAACAAAACCGACUCACAAAUGGCGGCACGAAAGCGGAGCAUAGUGUGGUCAUUUUUCCAAGCUGAGGACAACAAGCGCGUACUAUGUCUUCUCUGUAUGAAGACGGUUUUGUACUUCGGUCACACAACGAACAUGCUUCGGCAUUUACGAGCGAAACACCCGAAUGAUUUUUCGGCUUUGGACAAGAGGAGAGAGACCGACAAACCCGCAGCUCACCACAACAACAGCGGCUGUGUGGAAGUUACAGUAGUGAUGGAUGAGCAACAGGUGGAGGUUCAGUCGGAGGUGGGCGAUGCGGAGAUGGACGGAGCCAUAAGAGGGAUCUUGUGCGCUGCGGCGGGGGAGGGGGAGGGGUCUGGAUGUGAACGAGAGGGGACAAGAGGACAGGAGGGCAGCCCCGUGCCCUCGCCUACACCCAGUACCCAAUACCCAACACCCAGUGCCCGGUACCCCAACCCCAGUACCCGCAAGUGGAGCGCUGUGUGGGUGCAUUACCGCAAAGUGGACCAGGAGAAGAAAGCGCUGUGUCUCCUCUGCAUGGAGAAGAUCCAGCAUCAGAGCAGCACCAGCAACCUCAUCCGACACCUGCAGAAUAAGCACCCGGCCGAGUACCAACAGCUGGAGGACCACCCGCAGAAACGGCCCCCCAAACGCAAGCCCGAAGAGCUGGACUACUUCCCCACCAGUCGUGCCAAAAGUCGUGUUGUGACUUCGGAUCGUAGCAUCCAGUCGCAUCUUAACAGCAGCCACACAGACAAAUAUUCAGGUAUCGAAUGGUGCGAGAGGCGCAGGUUACUGGAGCGCGAGCGCGAGCUGACAGAGGCGCUCCGGCGCGUGCAGCAGGAGGAGGGGCGGAGCUUACAGCAGCAGAGGGAUUUUAUCCAACAGAUCCGUGAGUUAGAAGCAGAGAGGCGGGCUCUCACGACCCAGAAACGCGAACAGGAGGACGAACAUCACAGACUGAAGCGGGAAAAAGAAGAGCUCGAGAGCACGAGACUGGAGCUGCAGAAGGAGAGGGAGGAUUUGCAAAAGGAGAGGGAGGAGUUGUAUAAAGCAAAGGAGGAGUUUCAGAGAGAGAGGGAGGAGCUGAGCAGAGCGAGGGAGGAGCUGGCCUCCGGAGAUGGACACUUACAGGGCCAGGUCUCUAGGUUGUACAGCUGUUGACUGAAAAUCCAGUGAUCCAACUUUGUACAUCACCAGUCUGGUUUAUGGCAACAAAAAUUGAUUUUCUAUUUUUAUGGUAAUAAAAGUUUAGCGAGAGUAGUUGAUGAGAAAUUUAGUAAUUUUGGCCUUUUCCUAUGGACACAAUGAUCCAUAAUAAGAGGAAAAGGUGGGGGAAGGGUAUUUAAUGUAAAGGAAGAAUUGCAGUGAUCUGUAUAAAAAGUAAUUACUCAAUACAACUUUACCACACAUUCAUGCUGAUGAGGGUUUUUAUUUAUUUAUUAACAAAAUAAAGUUUGGCCACUUAAGAGUU